Molecule: messenger RNA, 1471 nt
Organism: Vigna radiata var. radiata (mung bean)
Lineage: Eukaryota; Viridiplantae; Streptophyta; Magnoliopsida; Fabales; Fabaceae
Product: GATA transcription factor 21
Exons: 3
Coding region: 232-1152 (306 amino acids)
Biological process (GO): regulation of DNA-templated transcription
Molecular function (GO): zinc ion binding; sequence-specific DNA binding
Source: RefSeq, a predicted model, not a curated record
GGUUUCCGUUCUUUAUAAGAGUAGCGCUAGGAACUGUUCGCCAUUUCCUUUCUCUCUAUCUUCUCUCUCUCUCUCUAAACCGUCUUCCACCUUUGUAUUGGACAAAAGGAAAACCGUUUCAGUUUGCAGAUUGCGCUGAUCCCUUUCUCUUUCUCUCUCUCUCUCUCUCUCCCUUGGAUUUCUUUGUGGCUUGGUUUGUCGUGUGUGCCUGUUUUUAUGUGAGCUUCCAACAUGAUUCCAGCCUAUCGCCACUCUUCUGUGAUUCCUUUGGAUCUUAAUGAAGAUCAAAACCAUGAGCUCUUCAUUCCCACUCAUCAUGCUUACCCUUCUUUUUCUUAUCUAUCUUCACCAUAUCCCGUCCUCUUCAACCCUCCAGAUCAAGAAGAUGGAUCACACUCCUGGGAACCAACAAAACACUUAUCAGGUCAUGAAGAGGCUGAGAAGAUUAACCCUACCAUGGGAUCAUGGGAUCACUCGGUGGCACAAAGUGAGCUCAAGGUGACAGUAUGCAAGCAGAAAGAGAGGAGUGAAGAUCACGUAGCAGCUGCUGAGGAUGGUUCGGUGAAGUUGAUGCCUUCAAAGAUGAGAAUGAUGCAGAAGAUGAUGGGGCCCGAUCAAACUGGUGCAUAUAUAGAAGACAGCACUGUGCAUAAGUUUGAAGAUGAGAAGCAACCAUUAUCACCGCUUGGAACUGAUAACAGCAGCAGCAACAACUGUUCAAACCACAGUAACAACACUGUUAGGGUUUGUGCUGAUUGCCAUACCACUAAGACCCCUCUUUGGAGGAGUGGACCAAGAGGCCCCAAGUCACUAUGCAACGCCUGUGGAAUUCGACAGAGGAAGGCGAGACGAGCCAUGGCAGCUGCAGCAUCGGGAAAUGGAACAGUGAUUUUGAAAACUGAGAAGUCUGUGAAGGGAAACAAGUUGCAGAAGAAAGAGAAGAAGGUAAGAACUCAGGUUGCACCACAGAUGAAAAAGAAGCGCAAGCAUGGAGUUGGAGCAAAGCCAUCUCAAAGCAGAAACAAGUUUGGGUUUGAGGAUUUGACAUUACGCCUAAGAAAGAGCUUGGCUAUGCAUCAAGUUUUCCCUCAGGACGAGAAGGAGGCUGCGAUCCUUCUCAUGGCUUUAUCUUAUGGCCUUGUUCAGGGAUGAAUUUCAACGGUUAAUUUUCAUGGCUUCAUUUCAGAACGUUAAUUAGGUUUCUUGUAGCUGUUUAUGACUGGCUAGUUUUUUAUUAUUGUGUGAGAUCAAUGGUCUGAGUUAUAUGUGCGAGAAGGGGAUGUAAUGUAAUGCAGUAAGUUAGUUAGGAAAUGGGAGGGAUAAUAAAGUUACAUGGUUGUGGGCGAUCUUAUGUACUUUGUCAUAUAAUGUUUGGUUUGAGCAAGUUGACGACCAAAAAGUGUGGGUCUCUUCUUGAUGUAUGUCUCAUUUUAUCUCAAAAAAUUGAAUAAAAUUUACAAGGGUUUUUAUA